AUGCCAUUCCUGAACCCCCAGCCCAAGAUCAUCAUAGCCGGUGCAGGCAUAGGCGGCCUCACAACGGCACUGUCCCUGCAUGCCGCCGGAUUCACAGACAUCCACAUCUUUGAGGCAGCGUCGCAACUUACGACUCUGGGCGUCGGUAUCAACGUGCAACCCUCGGCCAUUCUCAUUCUCCGCAACCUCGGACUCCUGGAAGCUUUCGAGAGGACCGGCAUCAAAACACAAGAGCUCAACUUUUACAACCGCCACGGCCAUCCCAUCCUCAACGAGCCAAGAGGCCUCAAGGCAGGCUAUGCAGUGCCGCAGUUUAGCGUUCAUCGCGGCGAGUGCCAGAUGCUGCUGCUGAGUGCCGUCAAAGAGCGGUUGGGCGAAGGGGCGGUCAACCUCAACCAUGCCUUGACAGGGUUCUCCCAGGACGCGAAGAGCAUCACAGCAGAGUUUUCGCAACGGAGAGACGGUGCGCCGGCCGGACAGUCAAGUGUCACAGGCCACAUUCUCAUAGCCGCCGACGGAAUCAACUCGACUGCGAGAAAGAUUCUGUACCCGGACGAGGGACCACCGCGUUUCUCCGGCCGGAUGCUCUGGCGCGGCUGCAUCGAGCGUGAGCCGUAUCUCACCGGAGCAUCAAUGGUCUGGGCCGGCCACGCCGAUCAAAAGUUCAUCGCCUACCCCAUCAGUCAGCGUUCCGCGGACAAGAGCAAGAGUCUCGUGAACUGGAUCGCCGAACUCCGGAUACGAGACAAGGAUGAUGAGGACCUCACUCCGCCGAAGACGGACUGGACAAAAGCGGUCGACAAGUCUGUGUUUGAAGGCCCGUUCCGCGGGUGGCGCUGUGGUGGGCUCGAGAUGAAAGACCUCAUCGACGCGACGGAGAAGGUGUUUGAGUUCCCCAUGAGCGAUCGGGAUCCGGUGGAGCGCUGGAGUUUUGGCCGUCUCACGUUGCUUGGUGAUGCUGCGCAUGCCAUGUACCCAAUCGGCUCCAACGGCGCAUCGCAGGCUAUUAUUGACGCCGAGACUCUUGCGAAGCAACUUGUUGCGAGUCCGGGAGAUGUAGAGGCGGCGCUCAAGGCAUAUGAAUCGGAGCGGUUGCCGGCGACGGCCAAGAUUGUUAUGGCAAACCGCGGAAACGGACCAGAUCACGUCUUGCAGAUAUGCGAGGAAAGAGCACCCGAUGGAUUCGACAAUGUUUACGAUGUCGUUCCGAAGGACGAGUUGGAAGACAUCGGUCGGGUCUAUAAGAAGGUGGCUGGCUUCGAGAUGGAAAGCGUGAACAAGAAGGCAAAAGAGACGGAGGGUGUUAGUGAAAAACUAGGGUUGAAAAGUCCGGCUGAGUGGAUUUAG
Messenger RNA from Colletotrichum orchidophilum, 1347 nucleotides. Its product is annotated as monooxygenase. Bases 1 to 1347 code for a protein of 448 amino acids. Lineage: Eukaryota; Fungi; Ascomycota; Sordariomycetes; Glomerellales; Glomerellaceae. Gene Ontology annotation, molecular function: FAD binding; monooxygenase activity. The record is from RefSeq and is a predicted model, not a curated record. The transcript has a single exon.